Messenger RNA from Thrips palmi, 2829 nucleotides. RefSeq names its product sialin-like. Gene Ontology annotation, cellular component: plasma membrane. Gene Ontology annotation, molecular function: transmembrane transporter activity. The coding region runs from base 375 to 1796 and encodes 473 amino acids. The transcript has 7 exons. Gene Ontology annotation, biological process: transmembrane transport; monoatomic anion transport. The record is from RefSeq and is a predicted model, not a curated record. NCBI's taxonomy places the organism in Eukaryota, Metazoa, Arthropoda, Insecta, Thysanoptera, Thripidae.
GUAAUAUACAGGUAAUAUACGGGUAAUAUAGCCACCGCGUACGAAGUAAUAUAUGAGUUGCCGACCCCUCGAGACUCGUAGCCACCUUGCAUGCCCUCAGUGGCAGCGGGUGCCUACCUAUCACAGGCGCGAAGGCCAAUUACAAAACAUAUUAUCUCCGUACCGAGACUUCUGCGCCAACAAGUUCACUGGUGAAAAAUGAUCCCCAAGGGAUGUCCUAUCUACCUUGAAAACCGAAGAAAACUCACCCUGUAUUUGCCCAUGUGCUUUUUGUCACGCCAUUAUUUGGCCACUUGGCCAUAAUCGGGCCAUUUGAUUUUCAGCGAUUCCUGUAAUGAACGACAGAACGUGCGUUUUACUGAGGUAUCGAACGUAUGUCGCAUCCCUCAGGAAAAACCGUGCGGCGUCCGACAGUGAAGUCGUACGGCUUCGGCUGGCGGCACUUGCAACUGUUCCUCGUCUUCCUCGCCAUAGCCUUGGGCUACGUUCUGCGCAGCAACUUGUCUGUCUGCAUCGUGGAGAUGACCAACCCUAACGCUACAGAAUUUACUACCUACGAUUGGAGCAGCGAGGAGCGGCACGUAGUGCUGUCGUCCUUCUUCUGGGGCUACGUGGUGACGCAGGUGCCCUCCGGCUACCUGACGGCGCGCUUGGGGCCCAAGUGGCUGAUGCUGGCGGGCGUGUCCGGCCCGGCAGCACUCAGCGCCGUCACUCCGCUAGUCGCCGACUGGGGAGGGUGGCAGCUCCUUACCGCCAGCCGCGUCCUGCAGGGGCUGCUGCAGGGCGCCAUCUUCCCGGCGACGCAUGCCAUGCUGAGCCGGUGGUCGCCGCCGGGCGAGCGCUCGGGCCACACGGCGCUCACGUACAACGGCAUGUCGGUGGGCACGGUGGUGGGCAUGGCCAGCUCGGGGCUGCUGGCCGCCACGCCGGGGCUCGGCUGGCCGUCCGCAUUCUGGCUGCCCGGGCUGCUGGGCCUGGCCUGGGCCGUGGUCUGGGUGGUCGUGGCCGCCAACGCGCCCGCGUCCAGUCGGCACGUCAGCCGGGAGGAGCGCGAGUACAUCGAGGAGUCCUUCGGAGACACGAGCAGCAAGGAAGAGCAUUUGGCGGUGCCUUGGCGGGCCAUCAUGACGUCCGUUCCCAUGUGGGCCCUCAUCGUGGUGCACUCGGGGCACAACUGGGGCCACUGGAUGCUGCUCACCGAGAUGCCCGACUACAUGAAGGCUGUGCAGCGGUUCAACAUCCAGGCCAACGGGCUGUACUCGGCACUCCCGUACCUCUGCCUCAUCGGCACGUCGCUGCUCGUCGCCUGGCUCAGUCAGGUGAUCAACACACGACGGCUGCUCUCACUCCAGAUGUCGAGGAAGAUUUUCCAGUCUGCAGCUCACUGGGGCGCGGGCACCGCCAUGCUGGUGCUGGCCCUGGUCGACGUGGACCAGGCGACGGCGGUGGCGCUGCUGUGCGUGGCCGUGGCCGUCGAGGCGGGGACGCUGGCCGGCUUCCUGUGCAAUCUCAUAGACCUGUCGCCCAACUUCAGCGGCGCCAUGAUGGGCGUUUCGGGCGGUGCUGGUGCACUCGUAGCUGUUGUCGCGCCGCUCAUCGUGGGGGCAAUCACGGGGGAAGAGGACAGCCUGAGUCACGAGGAAGUGACUACGCGGUGGAACACCGUGUUCAUCCUGACUGCGUGCAUUUACUACAUCGGCAAUUUGGUCUGGGUAUUCUUCUCAUCGUUCGAGGUGCAGCCUUGGAACAACGUUGCCAGCAAAACGGAAGUGGAGCCAGUGCAGAACAACAGCUAGUUGUUGACACCGUGCACAGCGGUCAGCCGCGCGUCGCUCGCCGGCCCGAGCGGGGAGCAUCGUUUCACGCGCCGCCUAGGCCGUUGCCAGCCCCUGGUCGUCCUUUCUACACCUUACCUCGGCAGAGGGAACCUCAGCGGCUGCACGCUCCGGCUCUUAGUGUGACCAGCCCUUGGGGGCCUAUGUGCCCCCGAAAGGGGUCACAUAGACCUCCACCCCGGAACAGCCUCUUUGAGCACGACCGAGACCGGUGCCCCCUUGCUUCGCCCCAUGGUCUCGGGAACAGAGAAGAUUUCUUCUUUGACUGCUACGCUCCAGUCCUAAGGCGGAGACAAGCUACUGACCCACGAAACUGGAGUCACCGCUGGCGCCGCGCAGAGAGCAGUUUCGUGGGACACUCAAGGGUUCUCUGGGCAACUCUGGCGACACCUCGCCGGCCGGCCUGCUUACCGUCUAACCACCUCUUCCACACGCGGCGCAAGCACCUUCAGCGUAAGCUCGCCCUGCGUUGUGUGCCUGGAAGAUAGGCAACUGCAGUGGCUUGCCACGCCCCGCUGCCAGAUAGGUUGCCUGUCCUCCAGGCGCUAUUACAGGACUCUAUCGAGAUCUCUUAAAUGUUUCCCACCCGCUUCCUCAGAAGCCCCAUCAUUGCUGUGAAUCGUUAGGUCACAUAUUUAAAAAUAGGUGUUUUUUUAAAAAUAAAAUACGAGUUAAUAAUUAUUAAUAAAGAAUGAAUUGUUAUGAUAUGAAACAAUAGAGAACAUAACCAAAGCACGGCCCCUGACGGUCAUUCCCCAGUUUUCUAACCACUGCCCUAGUGAUCCUGGCCAGGACCUCAACCCUUUCUUCGUUCUGUUCUUCCCCCAAAUACCCUGUUUCCUAAAUCCCGUUGGCCAUGCACCCCCACUCUCCACUUUUGUUCUUCCCUAUGUUCUUCUGCAUCUGUAAUAUGAAGGCGCGCUGUCUGGCGCCAACCACCAUUCUGUACACGGUCACCUUGUUGAUAAUACAGAAAGCUUCCGUCUCCACGAGA